This is a messenger RNA of Neurospora tetrasperma FGSC 2508, 1434 nucleotides long. RefSeq lists its product as uncharacterized. Bases 1 to 1338 code for a protein of 445 amino acids. The record is from RefSeq and is a predicted model, not a curated record. Lineage: Eukaryota; Fungi; Ascomycota; Sordariomycetes; Sordariales; Sordariaceae. The transcript has 2 exons.
AUGGUGUCUACCAAAGUGGAAGAAAUCGUCAACCCGCGCCGAAUCUUAGCAGUCGCCCUCACCGACUCCUCAGACCAUCUCGGUGCCGUCAUCAGAGACCUAACCGGCACGGCCCCCACUCCCCAACAACAACAACCACAACCACCCUCACAAGAAGAAGACGAAGAUGAAGAAGAGUCAUCAGAGCACACGGCACCGGAACCUUCCCUUGCAGGAAUCACCCACCACCUCCCCCUCUCUACACCGUACUACACUGCUUCCAUCCCCAUCUGGCUAGACCUGAUUUCCUCCCCUGGCGAUUGGUCAGCGAGCUUUCUGAGCGAGGAGGCGAAGGAGGUGUUGGGGGUUUUGGGCGGGGUUGUUUGUGUCUUUGAGAUUCCUUUUACAUCUGCACCGGGGUCGUCCGCUUCUAGCGAUAAUGAUGCCAAGAUGAAAGCGCAGAAAGAAAAGACUAGGGAGUUGAUUAAAGGGGUGGGCAAGGUAGUGCGGGAGGGACUAGGUGGGUGGGAGUGGGAGGGUGUGGGGUUGGCUGUUGGCGUUACGACAACAGCAACAACAACAGCAAUGGCGACGGCGUCAGAUGUCGGUGGUGAUGGUGGUGGUGAGAUUACUAUUGCUGAAAUGGACGUCGACAUGGAAGAUGAGAUCAAUGAAUGGGAUGAUUUGUGUGCGGAGUGGGGGUUGGAGUUUGUUCAUCAUCGGGUUGUUGGCAGCAGCAACAAUAACAACAACAAAGGGGAGGAGAAGAGAAACGAAUAUGGCGAAAAGAUGGGCAUCGCGCGAGUCCUGGAGGCACUGCAGUCUAAUGACUGGUCAGGCGGAGACGGCGACGAGGGCGACAACGAUAACAACAACAACAAUCGUGGGCUGUUCGACGAGUCUGAAGACGAAGAGGACUACGUUGAUGAAAACGACGGGGAUACUGAGGAUGAGUUCGAUCUUGGUUUUGGGUACACCAAGAAGCAGAAAAUGGAAAUGCGGAAGGCGUUCCUGAAGGGGACUGCGGAUUCGAAUAGGACGGCGGAAGAAGAGUUGGAGGCGUCCAAGAGCGUGACGCAGACAAUAGAAGGGCAGGAAAAGACGACGAAGAAAGGUGAGGAGAAGGGGGAGUCCGCUGCUGUUGCCACAGACGCAGCAAAGGCUGGACCGAGCGCCGAGUCUGGGUCUGGGGCAGACAAGGUAGAGGAGGAAGAAGAGAUAGGAGAGGAAGAUGUGGAGAAGAUCGCCAAGAUGAUGCUCAAGUUGCAAGCUGUUAGGGAUAUGAGCGGCACAGUACCGGAGGAGCAAAGGAGGAAGUUGGCGUUGAAGGCCGUCGAGGAGGUUAUGAGGGAGCUGUAAUGUCGAUCAAGAUAUGCCACAGGCAGACGCUUCUAGCUGAUAGUUUCAGUCACGCAGUUCAUCAGGUCGUCAAUCACAUCCGAUUGUUCCAUGUUC